This is a messenger RNA of Scatophagus argus, 2335 nucleotides long. RefSeq names its product solute carrier family 2, facilitated glucose transporter member 11-like. Gene Ontology annotation, biological process: monosaccharide transmembrane transport. The record is from RefSeq and is a predicted model, not a curated record. Lineage: Eukaryota; Metazoa; Chordata; Actinopteri; Scatophagidae. The coding region runs from base 22 to 1506 and encodes 494 amino acids. Gene Ontology annotation, cellular component: membrane. The transcript has 12 exons. Gene Ontology annotation, molecular function: hexose transmembrane transporter activity.
GAGACAGCGCAGAAAAAAAAAAUGGACAGUGCAUCGAGAAAGCUGCAAUACUGGAGGCUUUAUGUGCUGUCGCUGGUGCUGGGAAUUGGGGGAUCAUUUCAAUAUGGGAUUCAGGUUUCUGCCAUCGCUUCUCCAGCAAUGCAUGUUCAGAGUUUCGUGAACUACACAUGGAUGUUGAGGUAUGGAGCUCCUGUGGCUGAUUCUACCAACCAGCUCAUCUGGUCCUUCAUCUUGGCUGUUUUAAGUCUUGGAGCCUGGGCUGGGGCUGUUCACAGCGGCAGUCUUCCUGUCACUUAUGGACGGAAAAAAACUCUGUUGUUCAACAAUGUUGUGGCGAUUGUCGCUGCUUUCUUCAUGCUCUUCAGUCGCACGGCCAAAUCUUUUGAGAUGAUCUUGCUGGGAAGAUUGCUUUAUGGAUAUAAUGUUGGUCUCGGUCUGAGUGUGCAUCUCAUGUACCUCGGGGAGUGUUCACCAAAGAAACUCAGAGGUUUCCUGACUCUCACAGGCUCAAUUUUCAUCGGAUUUGGAAAAGUCACGGGUCAGAUCAUUGGCAUCAAGGAGAUUAUGGGCUCAGAAGAAAUGUGGCCAUAUCUCUUAGCUGUAAGUGGUAUUCCUGCCAUCCUGCAGUUUGCGACGUUGCUGUUCUUCCCUGAAGCACCACGAUACCUUUAUAUUGACAAAGGAGACACUGAGGGGACCAGAAAAGCCCUGCAGUGGCUGUGGCAGGAUGAUGACUUAAAGAUGGAGCUGGACGACAUGCAGAAAGAGAGGGAGAGCGCACAGGGAGAGAAGGCCAAGACGGUGAAGGAUGUUCUCACCUCUCGCUGUGUGAGAUGGCAGCUGCUGACUCUGGCCAUCCCCUGCGCUGGGGUCCAGUUCUGCGGCAUCAACGCCCUGUAUUUCUACGCCUUUGACAUCUUCCGUGAGUCAGGAGUGCCAGAGGACCAGAUGCAUUACUUGUCCAUUGGUAUAGGAGCGACAGAGCUCAUCACUGUAACGCUGUGUUCUUUCUUUAUAGAUCGUGCUGGCAGAAAGAAACUCAUGGGCUAUGGCUAUCUGUUGAUGGGUGUCACCAUGUCUGUACUUACGGUCACGCUGUCCAUUAAGCAUCUGAAUUCAUGGAUCCCGUAUGUGAACAUCGCCCUGAUCUUUUGUGUCAUCUGCCUUUAUGGACUUGGACCUUCUGGAGUGUCUAUGGCUCUCCCUGCUGACCUCUUCCUACAAGCCUGGCGUCCUUCUGCUUAUGUGAUCAGUGGGACUGUUAACUGGUUGAGCAUGUUCCUUGUGGGGAUGUUGUUUGGCUACAUUGUGGAUGGGCUCGGCCAGUUCUGCUUCUUGAUUUUCGUGGCUUACUGCAUUUUCAGUGCGGCCUUUAUGAUAUAUUUCGUCCCGGAGACCAAAGGGAAGACAAUGGUAGAGAUUAUGGAGGACUUCAACAAACUGAAUUACAAAAACAGGAGCGCUGACAUUGAGAAGACUGACAUUGCUUUUGCUACUAAAUUUUAACUUUUUGUUUUUCAUACUAAAUCAGUUUAACUGUAUUUUAAGAAAACAUGUAAUUGUAUAUCAGUCAACAUAAAUAUGAAUGUAUUUAUUACCUUUUCAUGUAACCAUCUAACAGAAUAUUAUACACUUUGAAACCAGACCACAAACAGAAUGCUCACAAUAAGAAUGUGGAGUUUGUAAAUAAAUUAACAUGGAAAAUAAAUUAUUUGCAAUUGCAUCUGAAUGUGUUUCUCUUGCUCCAUAGUUAUUUACUAUAAUUAACUGGCAUUCGCUACAGUCAUUUAACAAUUUUAACAAACGCAAAGCUUAAUCACAACUCUGACUGACCGUGGACAUUGAGGUACAGCUUUAAACUGCUCCUCCUCCUUUCAGCAGUCUUAAAACAUAUGAACCUUUGUGCAGUUGAAGUGCUGCUGCGGUACCUCAAGUCUCUGUGGCUUCCUGGGUUGACUUCUGUGUAUCCUGACAGGUGAAACUGACAACAGAGGAGAUCACCAGAAUAAGAUCUACCUUAUCCGAACUACAGUGUUUUCCAAAUACCCGUAAUAGAAGAAGUGCAGAAAUAUUAGCAACAAAAUGAAUUUGAAGUAUUAGCAGCAGAGCAACUGAUUUAUAUUCUCUGUACUUACUAGAUUAGUAGCUCACCCUGUGAGGCAUAAAGAUUUGCUUCCCCCCACAACACCAAGACACAGCGCCCCCUGCUGUACCAGAUGAGUGGUAAAAUGAUUAGGGUCAGACAUGUUAGCCUGCCCCGCUCCCAAUAACCUGUUUGAGUCUCACUAUUUACCGGUAAUAAUUACAAGAGAAAAAUUAGGAGAUUUUUCAAUUG